Molecule: messenger RNA, 945 nt
Organism: Solanum lycopersicum (tomato)
Lineage: Eukaryota; Viridiplantae; Streptophyta; Magnoliopsida; Solanales; Solanaceae
Source: RefSeq, a predicted model, not a curated record
AUGCCAAACAAUCCUCCAAUCAAUAUAUCCCGACCUGAACCCACUCGUCCAAAUACCUUUCCACCACCCCACACCCAAAAUACCCAAGUUCCAUUCCACCACUAUUACCAACAAACCAAACCAACCUUCCCAGAAACAACCCCAAACGCAAAUCUCCCAUAUACUCUUGGAAACAACAACCUCAAUCCAAUAUACGUGGAAACUGCCCCUCUGACCCAUGACCUCCAUGAAUCAGAGUCCCACCAAAAAGACAUUCUAAUAAAAAACCUGACUGAGAGAUUAGACAGCUUGACCAAUAGGGUACAACAUGUUGAAGAAAACAAGAGGUUAGGAGGAUUGAGAUAUGAGGAUCUAUGCAUGCACCUUGAUGUAGAAUGGCCCAAAGGAUACAAGCUUCCAAAAUUUAAGAUGUUCAAUGACAUUGGGGAUCCCAAAGCCCACCUACGAAUGUACUGUGACAAACUUGUAGGGGUGGGAAGAGACGAGAGGAUACUCAUGAAGUUGUUUAUGAGGAGUCUUACUGGGGAAGCCCUAGCAUGGUAUAUUGAGCAAGACUCGUGGAAAUGGGUAGAGUGGGUUGAUAUGGCAACUGAUUUCAUGAAUAGGUUUGGUUUUAAUAUAGAAAAUGCACCCUAUUGGUUUUACAUUCAAAAUUUGAAGAAUAAACCGAGUGAAUCCUUCAGAGAAUAUGCCAUAAGAUGGAGGUUUGAAGUGGCUAGGGCCAGACCCCCUAUGGAGGAAUCUCAGAUGAAAGACUACUUCAUCUGUGCCCAAGAACCACAAUACUAUGACCGAAUGAUGCUGGUGGCUGAAAAGAGUUUCGCUGAAAUCAUCAAACUGGGCGAAAGAAUUGAAGAAGGCAUAAAGAAUGGGACUAUCAUCAACUUGGAGGCUUUACAAGCAACCAACAAGGCUCUGCAAUUUAGUGGAAUGACAGAAAAUUGA